This is a messenger RNA of Fusarium falciforme, 1989 nucleotides long. RefSeq lists its product as hypothetical. Lineage: Eukaryota; Fungi; Ascomycota; Sordariomycetes; Hypocreales; Nectriaceae. Gene Ontology annotation, molecular function: ATP binding; hydrolase activity; DNA binding. The transcript has 2 exons. The record is from RefSeq and is a predicted model, not a curated record. Bases 31 to 1989 code for a protein of 652 amino acids.
GUUUUCGCGUUGCGUUUCUCAUCAUGUACAAUGCUACAAUUUGUUUCAAAAUGUCUUUUCCGUCCACGUACCGGGAUGGUCGCAUUCGCGGCCACUCCCUUGGCUUUGAAGGCAUUCGCAUCGACUGUGGCUCAUAAAAAGCCCAAGCUGAAGCUUCGAGAUUAUCAGGAGGAAUGCAUCUCAUCGGUUCUAGAUUCAUUGAAACAGGGUCAUAAGAGAGUGGGAAUAUCCCUAGCUACUGGUAGUGGCAAGACGGUCAUCUUUACACAACUCAUCGACAAGAUCCCGCCAAUAUCCAAGGAGGCCACGCAAACCUUGAUUUUGGCGCAUCGUCGAGAGCUCGUUGAGCAAGCUGCUAAUCACUGUCAGCGAGCGUAUCCAAAUAAGACUAUCGAGAUUGAGAUGGGCAAUGUACACGCCACGGGAACAGCCGACAUUACUGUUGCCAGCGUACGGAGCAUAACAUCACAGGACCGACUGAGAAAGUUCAAUCCUUCCCGGUUCAAGCUGGUACUUGUCGAUGAAGCCCAUCAUAUCGUUGCGCCAGGCUAUCUAAAGACCCUGGGCCACUUUGGGCUUGAAGAGAAGCGGGACAACUCUCCAAACCUGGUUGGAGUGUCUGCUACCUUUUCACGAUUUGAUGGAGUUAGGAUUGGUGUAGCCAUUGAUGAGAUUGUCUAUCACAAGGAUUAUGUGGACAUGAUCUCUAAGAAAUGGCUCUCAGAUGUCAUCUUCACGACCGUUGAAUCCCAUGCCAACCUAUCAAAGGUGAAGAAGGGCGCAUUUGGCGAUUAUCAGCCUGGCGAGCUCUCCAAGGCUGUCAACACGGACGAAAUCAACGACAUCACGGUGCGCAGCUGGAUGGCCAAAGCUCCGGGGAGAAAGUCGACAUUGGUCUUCUGUGUUGAUGUGGCCCAUGUCGUCGAGUUGACUGAGCGAUUCCGAAAACACGGGUUUGACGCGAGAUACGUCACAGGAGACACCCCUAAGGUUGAGAGAGGCGAGACUCUUGAUGCUUUCAGGAACGGCGAGUUCCCUGUGCUGGUCAACUGCGGCGUCUUCACAGAGGGCACUGAUAUUCCGAAUAUUGACUGCAUCAUCCUAGGCAGGCCAACCAGGUCACGCAACCUCCUUGUUCAGAUGAUUGGAAGAGGAAUGCGAUUGCACCCUGGGAAAAAGAAUUGCCAUGUUAUCGACCUCGUGUCGAGCCUGGACACUGGAAUCGUGACAACUCCUACGCUGUUUGGCCUUGAUCCAAACGUGUUGAUUGAGAGAGCAACAGUGAAAGAUCUAAGAAAGAUCAAGGAGUCUCAAGAUGUAGAGCACGUGGACUCUCAGAUGUCUCUCUCCUACCAAACAUCUGGAGGCCCAAACUCCCCUGACUCAGUCACGUUCACCGACUACUCGUCCGUAUUGGACCUCAUCGCUGACACAUCAGGCGAGAAGCACAUUCGUGCCAUCAGCAAAUACGCUUGGGUUCAGGCGGGAGAGGAAAAGUUUGUGCUGUCAGCCCCUAACGGCUCCUACAUCAGGAUCGAAAAGAUCAGUGAGCGAAUCAAGACAUCUGAGCCCAUCUUUCGAGCCGUCGAAGUGCGCGCGCUUCCUCCUGGUAUGGCAAAGUCACCUUAUGCGAUGCCGAGAGAGAUCCUCACCGCCGCAACAUUCACCGACGCUGUGCACGGGGCGGACAGCUUCGCUGCAAAAGCAUUCCCUCAUACAUUUAUUCACCGCUACCAGAGAUGGCGUUCACUGCCUCCCACAAAGGGGCAGGUCGACUUCAUCAACAAGCUCCGCGGCAAGGCCAAACCCCUGACUGUCGACGACCUGACAAAGGGCAAAGCGGCCGACAUGAUCACCAAGCUUAAGCAUGGCGCCCGUGGUCAGUUUGCAAGGAUUGAAGCGGAACAGAAGAAGCAAGUCCGGCAAAGAGUGGCGGCAGAGACCAAGAGGCUUCGCGAGCAUGUCAGUGUCGGACCUGUGGCCGUCUGA